UUGUUGGUCUGCAACAUAGAAGACUGUUAUGAAUGACCAACUCAUACCCAAGGUUUCCUUAGCAAGACUAAUUCGAUACACUACAAGAAACUGUUACAAGGAAUUACAGAAACUUGUGGAAAACUGCCUGGACGAAGAAGGUACUGUAGCUAAGGUGUUGUUAUAUGAGUUUUUGUUGUCAGAGCGUUAUCGGUUUACACGUUUGUUAGUCUUGUUAAAGUGGUAUUGUCGAUAUGGAGGAGCUGAUGAGUUUUGUGAAGAGAAGAUUGCCGAAUCCUCGAGUUUAUUGGCUUUGUAUGAAUCGUCGGCAGAUGGACUUUGGACAGUGCACAAUAAACUUAGCGACGCUUGUCUUCCGCUGAUACCCAUUCAAAGCGCCACGGAAAUUCUCACUACUGGGGGCUACUCUAGACUACCAAGUAUCGUUUAUAGGAAUUUUGUAAGCAAGGAAUUCCUCCUAUCUUUAGAUGAAGGCAAAACUUCUCCCAGCGUUAUGCAGAACAAUGAUUGGAUGGGUCUUGUUUCCAGAGCUCUUCUCCAGUCUUGUCUUUCAAAGGAGAAUGACUUGCGUAUCUUUAAUUGGAAGGACAAACAAAGGGAACAGGCUGUUGAAGUUGGUAAUAGGCGUGGCGGUUGGUCUUUGGUGUUAAUGGCGACAAGGAUUGGUGAUCACUUUAGUUGGAAACUGCUUCAAGUCCGAGUGUAUAUUAGAGGUGCUUCACUUGGAGGAACUACAGAUCGACAAAGUAAUCAAGUUUCACAGUCUGUACUGUCGAAGGAACAAGAAUCAUAUUUGCGUGGAAUCUGUCAACACAUAUUGGAACAGAAUUGUGGUUCAGAAGAAGAGUCUAGAUUGUAUAUCUCUCAAGCAAUUGCAGAAUCGGGAAAGUUUUUGGAAGAAAAGAUCUGUGUUCCUUUGGCAUUGGAUAUCUUAAGACUUCAGGCAUUUAGACUUUCUAAGAAUCCUUUGUUCCUUUUCAAAAUUCAAAAGGAUAUAGAUGCAGUUUUAUUAAGGUUUUGGGAAGAUCCACUAUCGAGUUGUACCGAAAUUAGGAUUUCUUCAUUGAAAGAAGAUGAUGAUAUGAAGGAUGAGAAUAUAUCACAACAAAUUGUGGAAUAUCAGAAUGGUUGUUCUAUUUUCGUUGUAAGGAGAUGGCCUUUUUGUAUAUACAUGAGUCUGAUGGAUUCGAAGCAAAGGUCUGAUUCCUCCAAAGACUCACUUCUUCGUCAGGUUGUUAUGAACAAGAAAUCCACCAAAAUAUUGUCAAAGACAAUAUCAGAGCAAAUACUAGACAUUUCUGUUCAAAAAAUUUCCAUUGAAUCUAUUUUAUUUCAGUUGUUAGCUUUCAAGUGUCAAUUUCUGUUGGAAAGACUGAAGGAUGACCUUACAAGUCGACAAGGUCAGGAAUUGGAUGCGAAACAAAUUUCUCUUGAGUAUGAGAGCGUUUAUCUUGGUGAUAGAGAAGAGGCUGUCAAAGUAGCCUAUCUAAUAGUUGAGAUUUCAAAAAGUCUUGUCAUUCGAAUACAAAUGAGUCUGAUUUCGGGAAAGCUUUGCUGCUAUACGUACGAAGGAUAUGCUUGGAUUAAGGAUAAACGUCGUUCUACUGGAUAUACAGAAUUCUCUUCCAUGGACUACUCUGGUAUUGUGCAGUUUAUCAUUGAUCAUCAAAAGUGUAUUGUGAGAACUUCCACGUAUUGUCAAACGAAAGCAGUCUCUUUGGUGAUAAAGGAAGAUUAUUUCACUCCACGGUCUCUCAAUGAAAAGCUGAUGAACGCAGUGUGGGAUAAAUAUGGAUUAUCUUGUUAUGCAGACUUAGAUACAUGUAUAGCACUCUCCCCGAUUGGUUGGUUUGGAACAAAUGAAAGUAAGCGCUCUCUUAGAAGCGAAGGUUAUGAGUUUUACUGCGACACUUUGACUCCAUAUAAUCUUUUCUUUGUCUAUCAAAAGGAUUUUCAUAGUAGUUGGUUGCUAACUCACAGUUUAAAUGCUUGUUUGGGUGCUCGAUGGUUGGCAAUCAUAGAGACAAGAAAAAGACAACGUGAACUAGAGACGGUCUUGGAAGUUGCUCCAUUAGAAUGGAGUUUUCAACAACAGCUGUUUGAUAGCAAUGUAAAGGAUAAUUGCCAUAAUGGCUUUUCAUAUCCUGUAGAAGAAAACAGCAUGCGAAACAUUCAUGUAAUGAGGCCAUUAAGUAUCCCUGCGGAAAAGGGAGUAUUUUAUAACAGUAGCUCGGGUAUUCGUAGGAUUUGGUUCGACUUGGCUUUUUCGUUAUUAGAUGAAGGUUAUGGCUUAAGUUGGAAGCGUUUAUUACGACGCUUUUCCGAGGUGCCAUGGCCGGAGAAUCAAGGUGUUCGUUUAUGGCACUUUGGGGGACAAAACUUGAAAGCCAGUCUAAUACUGACAUACGCACACGGUCAUGUAUGUUUGAGACGCGUUACUGGAGAUAUUUUUAUCGCUCAACAGAUGUCUAAACUUAUUAGAAGAAUAUCUGCUUACCCAAGUCAGUUUAUGGAUUUAGUGUGGAAGAAUUGGCGAGAAUUAGUGGUCGUGAGCAGGCCAUUGUGUAAGAAUAUAACUUUGUCCAGUGCAAGUACAGGGCUAAUGAAGCAAAUCCCUUCAGUAUAUAUCAGGGUUGACUUGAGACGUCAACAUACUUCCCGUUCGAUGAUGAUUGGUACUGAACAAGUGAAAGGAGAAGGAAGGACUAUUGCUGAUUUCAAGGCUAAUAACAAAGUGAAUUCGACUGAAGCCAAAUUGCAACGUCAACGAAUGUUAUCACAGAGCAUACAGCAUGAGUUGCCUUUGCCAACCAUCCAAAUUUUUCCGCUCACACAGUUCUCCAAAGAUGCAUGUGAACUUUUGGAAGAAGUCUUGUCCUGGAGCCCGAAUCAUAUGGACCAUUAUUUAGACAUACUCUUAGACCAUAUUUGUUUUAUAGUUGCAUGUCUCAUGUUGCUUGGCAAUCGAUGUUUCAUUUCUUGGUCUUCUUUGUUUCGAUUCGAAAUAUCUCUACCCAUCAUAAAAGAGAAAGAACGUGUAAUGUUUUGUGGCUUCGAAGUAGGCUGUGAAGAGUCGCCCAAGUCUAUUCUUUUGAAGAAUCUUGGUCACUAUAUGAAAUCUCCAAACGUCGGAGGGCCAGCAACAACAAACAAAGACAAGCCAAGUGGCGGUAGUAGUGGGAGGGUGCCGGUUAACGUUAAUCGAGCUUCUCUACUAUGGAGUGGACUUCAGUAUAUCAUUUCUACCAGCAAAGAUGAACUUUCCGUAACAGUUCCUAAAGAUGAUCAAAUACUAUUGAGAAAAGAAGAUUUGCCUAUCAUUUUUGAAAGACUUGUUCGUUUUCUAGAACAGAAUAAAGCAACCUCCACUGCAAUGAGAGGUCGAUAAAAUUGUCUAGUCAAAAAGGUUCAUGUG
Galdieria sulphuraria is the source of this 3415-nucleotide messenger RNA. Its product is annotated as mediator of RNA polymerase II transcription subunit 14 isoform 1. The record is from RefSeq and is a predicted model, not a curated record. Gene Ontology annotation, biological process: regulation of transcription by RNA polymerase II. NCBI's taxonomy places the organism in Eukaryota, Rhodophyta, Bangiophyceae, Galdieriales, Galdieriaceae. Gene Ontology annotation, cellular component: core mediator complex; mediator complex. The coding region runs from base 29 to 3388 and encodes 1119 amino acids. Gene Ontology annotation, molecular function: transcription coregulator activity. The transcript has 4 exons.